AUGGGACGAGAUCCUCCUAUAGAGGACCCAAGAGAACGGUACGGCCAUGGCGGAGGUCAGCACAGUCAGACUUCCAUGGAACUGCAGCAGACUGAAGAAGGUUCUUUGGGAUCUUUUCCGGCUUGGCUGGCUGCUAGGAAUUCUGCAGGAGACUCCAGUAUUGAAUCCUCUUCUGUACAAGACAAGCAAUCAGCUGGUAGUCCUACCCAAGCAGCAGCGGCAGCAGUACUAGUGGAAUCAGAGACGGACCUGGAUGCCACCCAGAGAGCUCACAAUUACACGUCCAACAUGAACAACACUUCUACUGGAACUUCUAGUGCUGGCUGGAUGGCAUCGUCUGAUGAUGAUGAUGACGAUGUUUACACACAUACAGAGACAUUGGAUCUCCCCCUGGUAGACAUUGACCUGAAGGAUGAUGAUGUUCUUGAGGAUAAGGGUGAUAACGGUCAAGAUGACAAGCAGGAAGACUUAAGCGAAGGAUCACACGCUGACCAAGAAGAGGAGAGUGAGCUGAGUGACAGUUUCAACAGUCAAGACGAUCCAUCUUCCGUCGACAUGGCCGAAGCCAAGGAAAAACAAGUCCGACGAUCCUUUCUCUACGGAAUCUUGAUGGGAUGUGGAGUACUCGCAUUGAUGAAAUUGAUUACCAAACUGAUCAACAAAUGCAAGGGAAACAAAGGGGAGGAUGCCAACAACAACCACUUGCCUGGGGCAGAUACUGAUGAUUUGCAAGAUUCUGCAGGAGCUGCUGCCAGUCAUGCUAGACAAGGAGGGCUCCUGGCACAACAACAAUCCAUGGCUAAUGUUGCAAAUCCAACAUUUCUUGCCGCACAAGGAACCUCACAACAAAUGGCGUUGGCGGCAUCCCAGACUGCUGGACAGUCCGUCACUGCCGGAACAACUGCUUUUGCAGCAGGCUCGUCUUCUUCGUCCACUGCUGGCAUCUUGACUACUGUAGCCAACGCCUCGGUGGCCACACAAUUGGGAGUCGCGCUCGGUGUGGCAGCUGUGGCCACUGCCGUCACCGUAGGGGUCCUAUUGACCACCAAUAAUGGGGCGGACAGUGCCACCUUCCUGAAUGCCACUACUGUUCAUACCAACGUGUCUCUGGUCACCACCACAAAUGCAAGUGUCGUUCCCGUAUCAAUCGGACUUCCGACUUUGGCACCAUCGGUCAGUCCCUCGUUGACCACUACACCGUCCAUCGAUCCGUCCCUGGCUCCCACGCAGUUACCUUCGGCCAGUCCCUCCACGUUUCUCAACUUUCAAAAGUUCACAGCCGCGCCCACGGAAUCACCAACCGUAUCCGUACAACCGACUACUACCACCGACGACAAUAGUACAACGUCAGCCGACACUAAUAUGGCGAUUGUGUGCGACGGCACCAGUGCGGAUUUGGUGGAAGUCAAGGCGGGAAUGGUAGACUUUGUUCUUCAAGGACUUCCUCUUGACUUUGCAUCACAGAAUCAACAAGAACUACAAGACAUUUUUGUACUCGUCUACAAUGGACUUGCCGGGGGUUGUUCGGAUGAGUUUCAACGCAUCCUCGAUCAUGUGGCACUCCAAAAUGUUAAUUAUGCACAAGCUGGAAACGACUUGGUAUUUACGUUUAGUCAAUGGUCCGCCAAUGUAUCCUGUGUUGGGUGUUCCAGUCUCAAUCCGCUGUUUGGGGAUGGUGACAAUGGCGCUCCCCUCGUCACCGCUGAAGCACGGCAGGGCGGUCAACGACGACGGUUACAGCAACCAAACAAGGCUAAUUUCUUCAAUGACUUUGUCGAAGCAUUUGUCUUUGAAAUCAAACACAAUUUCCCGUCCUUGCCACAGGCGAACAAGGAUCAGCUCAAGUUGUACUAUGGCGCAGUCGUACAAGCCGAUGAUCCGCAAAAGGUCGUGCAAGAAUUCACCAUUGUCGGUACCAAUGACGACAAGGCAACAGUCGAUGAGGAUUCCACGACUACCGCAACAACGACUACCACAACGCCCACGUCCACGUCCGUGGCUCCGACUGUUAUUACAGGAGCUCCUACGACCUUGGGAACCUCAUCUUCGUCGAAUGCUCCUAGCACUACGUCCGACACUCCAAGACCGACGACAACUUCCACAACAACAACGAAGCCCGUCACGGAAUCUCCCAGUAGUACCGGGACAACAAGCACGACCGGCACACCGACUACUCCUAGUGGUACGACGAAUGCGCCUUCUGUGGCACCCGCCACGGCAAGUCCCAGCAGCGUCGGAUUGCCAGCCACCGAUGCCCUCCUCACGACGGGAACAGGGACGCCCACUGCUCCCAAUGCCGGUCCGGUCACAACAAGUCCAAGCACUACCGGUACCACGACAAGCCCCGUGACGGGAACAGGGACGCCUACUCCCAACGCCGGUCCGACCACGGCCAGUCCAAGCACCACCGCGACAAGCCCCAUGGCAGGAGUGCCUACCGCUCCAACCACAGCCAGUCCAAGCACUGCCACGACAAGCCCCGUGGCGGGAGUUCCAACCACGGCAACUCCAAGCACUGCCACGACAAGUCCAAGCACGACCGCCACAAGCCCUGUGCCUGGAGUUCCUACCACUCCAACCACGGCAAGUCCAAGCACUACCACGACGACAAGCCCUGUAGUGGGAGUUCCUACCGGUCCAACCACGACAAGUCCAAGCACUACCACGACAAGCCCCGUGGCGGGAGUUCCCACCGCGACGACAAGCCCCGUUACUCAAUCUCUUUCUCCCGUUGCACCAACGUCGUUGAAUCCUACGUCUUUGCCGCCCACAGCAGCAUCAGCACCCAUAGUAGCAUCUCCAGCCAGCUCCGUCCCAUCAGCAGGGACACCAACAACGACCGCGGCACCUGUGAGCAAUACACCAACGAUGCCUGUAAGCAACACACCUACGACGACGACGCCAAAUGCACCUAUCACCGCAGCCCCUACUCAAUCAUCGGUCGAAACAUCCACGACAGUGCCAACAGCGACGACAAAACUACCGGCAACAGCCUCUCCAACAACCAUGGCUCCAGCACCCGUUACUGCCUCUCCCAGCGUGGCUCCAGUUGCAGUUCCAACUACGACAAAUCCCGUGUCUGAAUCGCCUACGGUCAUCACAGAUUCCGAGAGCAUUGAACGGCAAACCAAUACUCCGAACGCACCCGUGACAUUGCGGCCAUCUCUGUCACCUACCAGAGCACCGACAAAACAGCCUACAAAUCUACCUACACCAGCUCCUACGCCUCAACCAACCAAUGCACCAACUAGGCAACCCACACGACGGCCUACACGCCGACCAACGCGUCGACCUACACCUUUUCCUACUCGGCGGCCAACUAGGCGACCGACUAGACAGCCCACACCAGGACCAACAAAUCAGCCCACGCCUUCCCCAACCAAUCAGCCCACACCCAGUCCAACCAACCAACCGACACCUGCUCCGACGGGGCCAACUACGCCAGUUCCAACCAGAACACCCACAACAAACCCUCCGACGGCUGUCACCACGCCGAGUGGUACGACAGGAUCACCCACAACAGGAAGUUUCUCUGUCAUUAGUUUGACCCUUGUAGACACUACGACCGAAUCAAACAUCCAAACUAUUGCCGACGGAGACGUGAUUCGACUUCCCGUGGGUUCACAGCUGACCGUGAGCGCUCAACCCUCUUUCCCGUUUUUUGUUGAUUACGUUGAUUUCUACUUGAAUGGGAAUCCCUUCUACAGUCACACGAACCCGUAUCUUAUGUCUGGAACAAAUAUCUUUGAUGGUUCCUACUUGCCAGUUACUGCUUUAUCGGUGCCAACUGCUAACAUUACCGUCAAGGCUGUCCCCAGAACUGGUUUUGUGAGUGGAAUCGCUCUGGAGGUCACAUUCAGCCUCGUGGAGAAUACACCAACAGCAUCGCCAACUGUAUCUUCCAUCCCCUCGAAUGCACCAUCCGUGUUUCCUUCACUUGUGCCCUCCAGUGUUCCCAUCUGCUGGGCCCUCAGGAAUUCCCAGUAUUGGACCCUCCUCUCUGCCUUCGAUUCUGCCUUCAGGCACGCCCACAAGGCAGCCUUCUUCUGGCCCAUCUAUCAGGCCGUCAGCCUCAGGCAGCCCCACUGCUGGGCCCUCAGCUUCGUUCAGCCCUUCUUUUAG
Seminavis robusta is the source of this 4122-nucleotide messenger RNA. NCBI's taxonomy places the organism in Eukaryota, Bacillariophyta, Bacillariophyceae, Naviculales, Naviculaceae. The record is from the annotation of a GenBank genome assembly.